AUGAUCCUGUUGAUCGACGGUCGGCUGUUUGUCAGAAUACGUGGCCACAAGAUGAACACAACAUCACCUGUCGACUCGGACAGCGAUGUGUUGUUGAACGACGGCCAAUGGCACAGUUUAUCUGUUAUAAAACAAGGCAGGCAAAUGUCAUUCCAAUUGGACAACGAUCCGGCAAAGUACCUGAAAAAUCUGCCUCGAAGCCUUACGUUGAAAGCAGGUGGCGGAUUGCUGAUCGGUGGCAUACCGAAGAAGCUAGCAGCUCAGUCCGAAAUGGUAAGCGUUGCACUUCUUUCCCCUUUCGCCUAUUUUUUCGUCAUUGUCGCCGCCGCUUUCAAGGGCAUUACCGGUUUCAUUGGGUGCGUCAAAAAUUUCGUUUUCAACGGCGAAGUAAAAGACCUGCUUGCUCUUAAAGGCAAAAAUGUUUCACCUUGUCGAAGCAAUUUCAGCCCUGGCAUAUACGCCAGGAAGUCUAACUACAUGCGAUUCGAUUAUGUCUUCGGAACCGGACUGACCAGCAUCGAUCUGAAAUUCCGCACUGAGCUCGCUGCAGACGGUUUAUUGGUUGCUUUGCUCGACCCUUCGAAGCAGUUCGUCUUUUUCACCCUUGAGCUCAGGAAUGCUGUGGUUUCCGCCUCGCUCUUUUCUUCCCAACGAGCGAUGGAGUAUAUCGAACUUUCUUCGCUGCCUUCACAAAGCCUCUGUGACGAUCGAUGGCAUCACGUGCUGUUCACAGCCAAGCAGCAAGCAUAUCUCACAGUGGACGGCGUGCAGACGGAUCGAGCGCUUUUCGAUGGCGCUCCGUGGAACAAUAAGGACUGUACGAUGUUCGUCGCAGGACUGCCACGCGUACUGUGA
Molecule: messenger RNA, 855 nt
Organism: Soboliphyme baturini
Lineage: Eukaryota; Metazoa; Nematoda; Enoplea; Dioctophymatida; Soboliphymatidae
Source: the annotation of a GenBank genome assembly